Schizosaccharomyces japonicus yFS275 is the source of this 1521-nucleotide messenger RNA. RefSeq names its product spore wall assembly peptidase Mde10. NCBI's taxonomy places the organism in Eukaryota, Fungi, Ascomycota, Schizosaccharomycetes, Schizosaccharomycetales, Schizosaccharomycetaceae. Gene Ontology annotation, biological process: proteolysis; ascospore wall assembly. Bases 1 to 1521 code for a protein of 506 amino acids. Gene Ontology annotation, cellular component: endoplasmic reticulum membrane; ascospore wall. The record is from RefSeq and is a predicted model, not a curated record. Gene Ontology annotation, molecular function: metalloendopeptidase activity; metallopeptidase activity. The transcript has a single exon.
AUGCGGGUCGUUUUGUUAGCCAUCAUUAUCACGUUGGCUAACGCCUUCCAAUUUGGUGACAACUGGGAACAGACUUGGAACCAAAAUGUGAAGAGGACGCAACGUGAGAUAGCCGUUGUGAAACAUGCAACGACGUUCCAGCUAUCUCGUUACCAACCCAGAGUCAACAGGGUUUUGUGGGUCGGUAUCGCCGCCGAUUGCGACUAUUUGGCCCAAUUUACGAACCCCAUGAAAGCAAAGGACCACAUUCUGAAGCAAUUUCAGUUUGUUUCACAACUGUUUGAAAAUGCGUUUCAACUCCAGGUGCGCAUUUCAACCCUUCUUGUCGGACCUGAUUCAUGUUCGGGAAGAUAUUCGUGGGAGCUCGGGUAUCAGGAGCUACUGAUGAAUGGUCAUUCCAUGCAAGAGAAGCUGGACAUUUUCAGCAAGUGGAUUGGCAACGCUAAACGCUCGCUUUUCGUAAACUCGCAUUUGCUUUCCGACGCCAAUAAGUAUCGAUUUCAACGUGCACAGCAAUGGUCAUUGCUUACGAAGGACAAGGAUGUUAGCGGCACCGGGAUGGCAUGGUUUGGGCAGGUGUGUCAAGAACAUAUUGAGGACGAGUUUCACAGCAUGGGCCCAACCAGCAUUGUUGCCGCUUAUCCCACUGACUGGCCCAUUGUUGCUCACGAAAUCGGUCACAGUUUGGGUUUGACGCACGACUGUGAUCGAGAUCUAUGUCUCCAAGAACCACGGACAUGCUGUCCAUUUUCCCCGUCUUUAUGUGAUUCCGAGGGUCUCUUUAUUAUGCAUUCCUCCCACUCAUAUCCAUCAAAGAGUUUUAGCGAAUGCUCGAAAAGACAGUUUCAGGAGUUGGUUGACGGGAACAACGCACCACUUCACUGCUUACAGCAAUUAGAACAAGAAACUGAAUAUGGACUUGAAACUCUGACAUGUGGAAACGGCGUUUUAGAUCCCGGAGAGCAAUGCGACUGUGGUGAGCACUGCGACGAUAACCCUUGUUGCGAUGGUGAAACUUGUACAUUAAAGAAAGGUGCCGAAUGCGAUGACAGUUCCGGUUCUUGCUGUCACAAUUGUCAAUUCGCGUCAUCUUCUACGCUGUGUCGGGCAUCUAAAGGUACUUGCGACAAGCCUGAGUAUUGCACAGGCAAACACGCUGAGUGCCCUGACGAUAUCCUUCGUGAGGACGGUGAGCAUUGUAGUACAGACCUUGGACAAGGCUUCUGUGCCUCUGGCGUAUGCACCUCUCGUUACCAACAAUGCAAAGAAUUUGCGAGUUUUGCCAUCACUGCUUGUCACCCGGAGAGUUGUAUGAUGUCGUGUCAGGACAGUAAAGGGUUUUGUUUCACGACAGACAAGCCAUAUCGCGACGGAACACGUUGUACAGAUGGGGUUUGCAGAGAAGGUAUUUGUAUUCCGGAUGUCGCUUCGUCUGCUCCGUGGUCUAGGCAGCCCCCGCUCUUUUAUUUAGCUCUCAGCACCAUCUUUGGAGUUGCAGCGAUUGCUUGGUUUUUUUGGUAA